AUGAGCAUGGAUAGCUUAGAUUCGUUAACCGGAAGUCCGUACUUGGCGCGAAAAAACUGGCUAAGGAUGCAAGAACAGCAGCAGCAGCAGCAGCAACAACAUAUCGAAUAUCGAUUCUCAAGACCGAUCAAGAUAGUAGACUAUGAUAACGAACGGUAUUCCUGGUCCGCGCCAGGGAGCCCUUAUCAUAUACGCCGGCCUGCGUUCGAUAGGAAUAGACUGUGGAUAGAAGAUGAUUCUAGUUCGGAGUCUGAAAUAGAUCGAAAACCGCGGCAUAACACACGCAAUGAUAUCAGUGCCGAUGAUGCGUCCAAUAACUCUGAUCAACCUGCACUGUUCUCCAACGCGGAAACGGAUACGGAGCCAAAAUUUCCCAUAACAAUACGAAGCGCUCGUAGUCUGCUGAGUCUCCGAAUGCGGCGAGAUCCGCAACAUCAAGGAACGCGGUCCAUCAAAGCCCGGCGGGUUGUUAACAAAAAGGGAGAAGGCAACGUCCGGCUGGCACAUCUUCCACAGCGAUCAAUCCGUUUCGCACGCGACAUUGCUACCACGUUGGUUGACGAACAAUGGCGUUACACGUUGAUGCUUUUCGUGUUGAGUUUCGUGGGCAGUUGGAUCUUCUUCGCUAUCCUCUGGUACUUGAUCGCGUACGCCCAUGGCGAUCUCGAAAAGGAUCCUAAAACGGGCAAACGGAUCGGAGACGGCAACAAACCGUGCGUUGACGGAACGAGCAGCUUUACGGGCUUCCUGCUGUUCAGCGUGGAAACCCAAGUCUCCACCGGAUACGGCGUGAUCGUCCCGACCGAAGAAUGCCCGGAAGCGUUCUUUCUGUUGCUGGUACAAAUCGUAUUCGGGCUGGUGAUUGGAGGCGCGAUGGUCGGUGUGGUGUACGCAAAAAUGAUCCGUCUUUCGAAACGAUCGCACGAACAAAAAUUCAGCAAACGAGCCGUCAUCUGUCUACGCGAUGGCAAGCUUUGCUUGGUUUUCCGGGUGUGCGAUCAGAAGCACCAGUACGUCAUCGGAACUAAGGUGACCGUAAUAAUGCUUGAACCUCGCCGUCAUCCCGGCUCAAACGUGCUGGAACGGUGUGAGUCCCGAUUGAGGGUGCAAAACCAUGGCCACAUCCUGCCACUGUGGCCGAUAACCGUGUGCCACGUGAUUGAUCGGUACAGCCCGCUGUACGACAUGACGGCUGCGGACCUUCUGGAUCGUAGUUUCGAAAUUGUGGUGACAAUGACGGGCAGCACGAUGACGACAGGACAGUGCACACAAAUCCGCACUUCGUACCUUUCGUCGGAGAUCCUUUGGGGGCACCGGUUUCAGAACAUAAUCGAAUACGACCCGCAGCGAGAGUGCUAUGUGGCCCUUAACGAACAGAUCGAUUUACUCGAGGAGGUAGAAACACCACUCUGCAGCGCACGUCAGCUCGAGGAAGUGAUCGACGAAUUGCAACAAGAUCAGCGCCACUGCGACGAUUAUCCUUCCGUGGAUAAUGACAGCCGGCUAGGGGCAUCUUUCCGCUGGAAAUUCAACACACGGCUCCGUAGCAAUCCUAGCUCGUUUGUGCGUAUCCACGAUGUCUACUCCGAGGCUGAAGAGGACGAACAGCACGAUGAGCUACACAAAGCGCAUGAAGAUCCCUUAAAGCAACCCACCACGGUCACCGUUGCUGUUGAUGACAGUAAUGCAGUUGAUCUAGCAGGGGUUUCAAUUAGCGAACCGGUGGAAACGAAACAACCAACCAUGCAGCAUUAA
Messenger RNA from Anopheles nili, 1755 nucleotides. RefSeq names its product ATP-sensitive inward rectifier potassium channel 11-like. The coding region runs from base 1 to 1755 and encodes 584 amino acids. The transcript is spliced from 6 exons. NCBI's taxonomy places the organism in Eukaryota, Metazoa, Arthropoda, Insecta, Diptera, Culicidae. Gene Ontology annotation, cellular component: plasma membrane. Gene Ontology annotation, molecular function: inward rectifier potassium channel activity. The record is from RefSeq and is a predicted model, not a curated record. Gene Ontology annotation, biological process: potassium ion import across plasma membrane; regulation of monoatomic ion transmembrane transport.